AUGAAAGUUCUGGGAUUCGUUUGUAUCUGUGCUUUAGAAUUUAUCUUUGCAAGUGCGAGUCAAAAUCAGAAAGACGAGAAUGAGCAUCUAAGGAUACAAAAUAGGAAAACAGCAACUUUAUUAAAAAGAAUAGGACAUUAUGAAAUGGUAAUUCCGACAUUAGUGGAUGAGAAGGGAAGGUUCCUGAGCUACAAUGUGUUCCAUGAAAGCAGACAGAAUCAAACGGGACGAUCGCGGAGAGAUCUUAGCAGGGGAGCCAACCCAUCACCGGUCUUCUACAGAAUAUCAGCUUUUGGACAAGAAUUCCAUUUUAAACUAGAAAUAAAUCGGGAUCUGUUUUCCAGAACAUUUUAUGUUGGCGCCCUCGGAGACCAAGGGGAGGAACUCGCGAUGGAUACAAAGCUUAACUGCCAUUACGUGGGCUACAGUAGUGAACCACACGUCUCUACAGCAGCCAUGAGCAACUGCUUUGGUUUGCAUGGUAUUUUUCAAACAGAAGAUGAGGAUUAUUUUGUUGAACCCCUCUGGAAUGAUACAACCAGUGAGAGUGGCAAAGGACAUCCACAUGUGGUCUACAAGCGCUCUUCAAUACAGUUUCCUAAAGAUAACGUCCAUUGUGGUGUCACAGAUAUACUUAAAAACAAACCUGGACAGAGGGAUAACAUAGCUCCUGGUGAUCCUGGGUUAAUAAAUUCCUGGAAUAAAUUGAAAUUUAGGGAUCGUGUUAAAAGGUCAGCGGUCAGCAGGGAGAAAAAUGUGGAAACUUUAGUGGUGGCCGAUCACAAAAUGGUGGAAUACCAUGGGAAGAAAGUCAUACAGUCUUAUGUCCUGUCUAUUAUGAAUAUUGUGGCCAAAUUAUAUCAUGAUGCCAGCAUUGGAAAUGCAGUCAAUAUUGUUGUGAGUCGACUGAUAGUGUUUGAAAAACCUCAGAAAAACUUGACAUUGAAUCAUGAUGCUGACCAUUCUCUGGACAAGUUUUGUAAAUGGCAGCACCUUUUAAAUCUCUCCUCUCCAGAUAAUGGUGCAAUGCAUCAUGAUAAUGCUAUCCUACUGACAGGGUUUGACAUUUGUUCAUAUAAGAAUGAACCUUGUGGUACUUUAGGCUUGGCCCCUGUGAAUGGUAUGUGUGGAGGAGACAGAAGCUGUAGCAUUAAUGAGGAUAUUGGUCUAGCCUCUGCAUUUACCAUCGCCCAUGAAAUUGGACACAACUUUGGAAUGCAGCAUGAUGGAUCUGGGAACCUGUGUGGAGUACCAGGGUCUAACCUGACGGCAGGACUAAUGGCAGCCCAGCUGUCUAAGGAGACCAGACCAUUUAACUGGUCCUCGUGUAGCCGUGACGCUAUAACAGAGUUUAUAGAUUCAGAGAAGAGUUCGUGUCUAGACAACAGUCCUGUAGUGAGAGUGAAGCAUACUGACCACGGAGUACAGAAGGAUAAGAGAGAUAGCACAGAGCAGUGUAAAAUACAGUACGGCAGCCAGUCUACAAACUGUAAACCCGAGUUGGUUUGUAGUGGACUGUGGUGUUUGAAUGACAAGGGUGAAUGUAAAACCAAGGGAAUUCCUGCCGCAGAGGGGACUGGGUGUUUUAUCAUGAACACAAAGGAGAAAGGAUGGUGCUAUCUGGGGGAGUGUCGGGCCUUGGACUACAAACCUCAGCCUGUGGAUGGCUCCUGGGGUCAGUGGUCUGAGUGGGACAUGUGUACCAGAACUUGUGGUGGGGGCAUUGAGUCCAGCUUCAGGAGAUGUAAUGAUCCAGAGCCAAGGCAUGGAGGAAAAUACUGUGUUGGACAAAGAAAAAGAUACAGGUCUUGUAAUAUUGAGACAUGUCUAAACAUUGACAAAGAUUUCCGUGAACUACAGUGUGCAGACUUCAAUAAGAAACCUUUCAGAGGGAGAUACUAUAAUUGGAAAACCUUUUCUGGUGCCCAUGACAAGCCCUGUGCUCUGCAUUGUAUCGCUGAUGGCUUCAACUUCUACACAGAACAGGCUCGUAAGGUGAUUGACGGAACUCGUUGUUACCCUGACAAAAUGGACAUGUGUAUUAAUGGCAAGUGUUUGCCGGUAGGAUGUGAUGGAAUUCUGGGAUCUACCGCGGUGGAGGACAAAUGCCGAGUCUGUAACGGAGACAACUCUUCAUGUUACACUGUCUCUGGCACAUUUAAUAAAGCUCUAUCUCCAGGAACAUAUUAUGAAAUAAUAACCAUUCCAAAAGGAGCUAUGCUUAUACGUGUGUCAGAAAUAGUACAGUCUCAGAGCUAUCUUGCACUGAAGAACACUUCUGACAUUUACUACAUUAAUGGUGAUUGGACAGUAGAUUGGCCCCGGAAAUUCUCCGCUGCUGGAACUGUCUUUCAUUAUGAGCGACUAGAUGGACAACCAGAAGUCAUACAUUCACUAGGACCCACAACUGAGGAUUUAGUUUUCAUGGUUUUAUUACAAGAAGACAAUAAAGGAAUCUCUUACACAUACAACCUGCCUAGAAAUGUGACAGGAUCUGUAGAGAACUCUUCCUUUACCUGGCACCAGUCCUGGUCAGCCUGCUCCAGUAGCUGUGGGAAAGGAAGAAGGACCUCCAUUCCAGUUUGUAUCAACGUCCAGAACAAAACAAGAGUUUUAGAGACCAUGUGUGAUUCUGCAGCUAAGCCAGGCAGUGUAGAAGAGGCGUGUAACCAGAAUGCAUGCCCACCAGAGUGGUCGGUGGGUGACUGGUCUCACUGCAGUGUUACCUGUGGGGGAGGAAGGAAAAUGAGGACCGUUAUCUGUGUACAGGUGCUUAGCCUUAACGAGAAAACAAUCCUCCUAGACAGCAGCUGUAGUCUCCCCAAACCCAGAACACACCGUCACUGUAGGAGGCUGGACUGUCCCCCUGUCUGGAUCUCCGGGGAGUGGGGAAAGUGUUCAACAACAUGUGGCAAGGGAGAACAGAAAAGAGACGUUAUGUGUAUGACGAGUGAUAGAAACAAGUACCUGACGGGAGAGAGGUGUGGCUUGUCUGUAAAGCCGGCCAUUGUACAGAAGUGUAAUCGGGAGUUGUGUCCAGGACCAAAGUGGACGUCAGGCAAGUGGGACAAGUGUUCAGCAAAAUGUGGUAGAGGGAGACAGUCCAGAGUUGUCCUUUGUCGGGAUCACAGUGGUAAACUGGCCAGCGGCUGUGAUCCUAAAACCCGCCCAAUACUUGUCAGGGAGUGUCAGUCCUACUGUGAGAGCAAGCACUCCCCUCAGCUGGAAUGCCUUGACCGAGAUCGGGCCCACUUCUGUCCCCUUGUUGUAAAACACAAGGUCUGUAACCGUGGUUACUUCUUCAGGAUGUGUUGUAAGUCCUGUCGAGAUGCUAAUCAAAUGCCGUGAAACCAAGACAAUGGAAUCCAGUCAUUGUAAUGAAAACAAGCAGCAUCAAAAAAAGUUUACAAUGAAAUAUUUGGAUUUUAUUAAAAAAAAAUCAUGAAAUAAGAAUUUAAGUUUAAUAACAGUAUUCCAAGAAUUUUCAAUGAUCUGUUACACACUAUAAUAUCAAGCUGUUUAGUUUUUGGUAAUUAGUGUAUAUCUAAGUGGUUACAUUUAUAUUAUACAAAAUGGAAAUUCUGAGAAUACUUUGUGUGAGAUGUAUGAAAAAGAGAACACAAUGGAAAAAAUUCAAAGAAUAGUUGUGUAUUUAACUUUGCUACAACAUGAUUGACAUAUCACCUUUAUGAUCAAUGUCAGACCUCUCCAAUUUCUAUGAAAACCAUAUCUCAAAGUCGACAAAAAUUGAUUAUAUUUAUUCCAAAGUCAACAACAAUUUGAUUAUAUUUAGCUUACCUUCAACCCAAUAAUAAAUGUAUGUUUGUGGAAAUUCAAGUUCGAGGUAUAUUAAGUGAUGUAGCUGUUGUGUACUUGUUACAUUUAAAUGUUGGGUAAAUUUUAAGUAUGAUUUUCCAAUCUGCACUAAGAAAUAUGAACAUAAUUAUCAUGUCUUGGCAUCCAGUAGAAUGCAAUGCAUAAACACAGUGACCUUAGCUUAUUAAAAUUAUAUCUUUUAUUUUUUUUUUAUCAAUUACAUCUUAUUCCAAGAAACUACAGACCCAGAUAUAUAUAAUUGAUGUUUGUAAAAUGCCUUUAUACAAUGCAGUAUGCAUAUUUAACUUUCUUAUCUUUUUCUUAUUGGGAUGGUAUAUAAAGUUUUUGGUGUAAUUUGAUAUAAGGAUUCAUUUUACUAUUCAUAAAAACAUGCCUAGGUUCUUUUUGAGCAAUUUAAAGAAAAAGGUACAUUUUAAAAACAUUCUUUACUUAUGAAAUCCCCUACAUUUGAGUCACACAUCAGUCAAGUUGGAAGUUUGGAAUGAGAGAUAAACUGUGUAAAAUAUUUAUUUCAGUAGUUUAAUUUUCAGUAGAUUAGCUAAUAUAUAUCACAAAGAUGAAUGGUAACAGUAUGUAUAUCAGGGUUACAGUAUGUAUCAAAGUCAUUACUGUAUAAAAGCAUGUAUCAAAAAACAUAAAUGACAAUGUGUAAAGUAGCAUUCAUGCAUGUCUAGCUGCAGAGUUUUGUAUGUUUCAGAGAAGAUUAAAAGAAUAAAACUUUUAAAA
Molecule: messenger RNA, 4563 nt
Organism: Saccostrea cuccullata (small rock oyster)
Lineage: Eukaryota; Metazoa; Mollusca; Bivalvia; Ostreida; Ostreidae
Product: A disintegrin and metalloproteinase with thrombospondin motifs 6-like
Exons: 24
Coding region: 1-3348 (1115 amino acids)
Biological process (GO): extracellular matrix organization; proteolysis
Cellular component (GO): extracellular matrix
Molecular function (GO): metalloendopeptidase activity
Source: RefSeq, a predicted model, not a curated record